Molecule: messenger RNA, 3306 nt
Organism: Brachypodium distachyon (stiff brome)
Lineage: Eukaryota; Viridiplantae; Streptophyta; Magnoliopsida; Poales; Poaceae
Product: U-box domain-containing protein 7-like
Exons: 6
Coding region: 491-2944 (817 amino acids)
Biological process (GO): protein ubiquitination
Cellular component (GO): nucleus; cytoplasm
Molecular function (GO): ubiquitin-protein transferase activity
Source: RefSeq, a predicted model, not a curated record
CCCAUUACGGUACCAGGGUGCUACUGGCUGCUCUCUCGCUCGCCCCCAGGAACACGCGCGGACCACGGCACCACGCCGGGCGCAGCCGCAACUCCGCGGUGCUGCUUUCUCUCGCCAACCAAACGCCCUCCGCCCUCGGUUAGCUGGGCGAGAGAGAACGGGGGGCGCUCCCCUAAAUUUGUCCUCCCGGGCACGAGGUUCUCGGAGCCCAGCGAGGAUGAUAACCUCCCCCGUCCCCGCGGGACGCACCCGUAGGGCGCUGCUAUUCGCGGUUCAACGGCAACCCAUUUUUCUUCUCCUCGUGUUCUCUUCCACCCCAUCUCCCCGUCAGCCCGUCUCGCUCCAAGUUAGGCGCAUCUCUAACAAGGGUGGGCGAGGGGAAAAGCCUGAAGACAGAGCAAUCGAAGAAGUUGCCGAGCCAUGGGGAAGCUCGAGGCUUGCUCCUUUGUCACCUUGUCUCCGUCAGAUGAAAUUUGACUAAGAGGGCACCAUGGAGAGAGCUGAGGUCGAUGUGGACUUUACUGUUCCUGACAAUUGGAAGCUGCAUGGAGAACUAUGUAAGAAACUUUACAAGAUAGUUCAUGAAGUUUCAAAUGCCAUCCCUGCCCUUGAGAGUACAAGACCUGGAAGUAGUUCCGGACUGCUGGCAUUGAGUUCCUUGCGCAUAGCCGUCGAUAAGGCCAAGAAUCUACUUCAGUAUUGCUCAGAGUGUAGCAAACUUUACUUGGCUCUUUCAGCAGAAUGUGCCCUUUCUAAAUUUGAGAAAGCAAGAGAUGCUCUUCUAGAGAGUCUUCACCAGCUGGAAGAAACACUUCCAGAAGCAAUUGAUUCUCAGAUCCCAGAGAUUGCAAAUGAGCUGGAGAACUCAGUUUUUGCUUUGGAUCAGGCUGAAAAGCAAGCUGGUGACCAAGUGAAACAAAUAAUUCAGAAUGAGAAGAAAUCUAAUGGGUUCCUUGAUGACAAUGAACUUGAUUUUUUUAAGCAAACUGCUUUUAAAGUCGGCAUUACAUCAUCCGCAACGGCUCUUACUGAGAGAAGGGCGCUUAGAAGGGUUCUUGAGAGAGCCCAUGCAGAAGAAGACACGAAGAAAGAAUCAAUAGCAUCCUAUCUGCUGCAUCUCAUGAGGAAAUACUCAAAUCAUUUUAAGAGUGAAACAAUAGAGUCCAUCAACUCCCAGUGCUCAAGUCCUUCAUGCUCCUUCAGUUCAAUAUCAAGCUCGAUUGAUCUCCUUGGAAAUGUCCCUGCUCUGGAGAAGCUCCUACCUAGAUCUGGCUCCUUUAAUUUCAAACAGAUUAAAGGUCUAUCGGCGAGCAUGCCAUUGCCACCUGAGGAACUAAGGUGUCCAAUCUCCCUGCAGCUCAUGUAUGACCCUGUUGUCAUCGCCUCAGGUCAGACGUACGAGCGAGCUUGCAUUGAGAAAUGGUUUAGCAGCGGUAACACAACGUGCCCCAAAACUCGGAAACAGCUGUCCCAGCUCUGCAUGACACCAAAUUACUGCAUCAAGGGCCUGAUAGCAUCUUGGUGUGAACAGAACAGGGUUCCAGUUCCAUCUGCACCGCCGGAAUCUCCAAAGCUCAAAUAUUUGCGGAUAGCGUCUCUCAAAAGUAGCAAAUGCCUGGUGACCAAUGGUGUCAGCACCAUUUUGUUUGAAGAAACUGGUGGAAAAGACGAUGUCAAGUUGAACCCUGAUGAUGCUUUCGAGAAGUGCUCUAGUCACAACUCCAGAGAGGCGGCAUCUGAGAUAUGCGAAGAGGAAGAAAUGUUCAAGGAGAAUUGCUCUCAUCAGAACACCGGGGAGGCUGCGCCCGAGAGAUGUGAACGUUGGCUACGCGUGCUGAACAAGAGUGGCGAGUGUAUCGAUGAGCAGCGUGAGGUGGUCGAGCAGAUCAGGUUCCUGUUGAAGGAUGAUGAUGAACUCAGGAACUAUGUGGGUGCUAAUGGUAUUACAGAGCCACUGACCUACUUCCUGAAGAUGGCUGUCGAAAGAGAAGACGUGCAAUCUCAGGAGGUUGGAACAAUGGCUCUUUUCAAUCUCGCUGUCAGCAAUAACAGGAACAAGCAGCAGCUCCUCUCAGCUGGAGUCAUACCCCUGAUGGAGCAGAUGAUACAGAAACUGGAGACCUGCGAGGCUGCCGUGGCGAUGUACCUCAACCUCUCUUGCCUGGAGGAGGCACAGGCGAUCAUCGGCGCAAGCGAAGCCAUCCCUUUCCUGAUCAAGAGCCUGCGAGAAGAAGGCGCCCGGAGCGACACCUGCCGCAUGGACGCCCUCCUCACGCUGUACAACCUGUCCCUGCACGCGCCCAACAUCUCGCCCCUCCUCUCCUCAGGCGUCAUCCAUAGCAUCCACGCCGUCCUGACGCCGUCCUCCUCGUGGACGGACAAGGCCCUCACCGUCCUGAUCAACCUCGCGAUGACGUGGGCCGGGAAGAAGGAGAUCGCUGCCAACCCGUCCAUUGUGGGCGACAUUGUGCUCAUCCUCGACAACGGCGAGGCCGCCGAGCAGGAGAAGGCCGUGUCGUGCCUGUGGAUCAUCUGCAGUGGUGACGAAGGGUGCAGCCAGACGGUGCUCCAGGAAGGCGUGAUCCCGGCGCUGGUGUCCCUGACGGCCAACGGCACGGGCAGGGCCAAGGAUAAGGCGCAGAAGCUGCUGAGGCUGUUCAGGGAGCAGCGGCAGCGGGAGCUGGAGCAGCCGCGGGUGGAGCUCCACGAAGUGGCGUCCCAGGCGGUCGCGGAGCAGAAGCUGCAACAGCAGCAAGAGGAAGAGGAGGAGCAGGAGGAGGUGGCGGCGCUAGCCGUGAAGAACGCGGCUGGCGAGCAGAGCGACAGCGGCGGCAAGAGGCCGCCGCGGCUGAGCAGGUCGCGGUCCAAGAGGUUCGCCAGGGCCUUCACUUGCCUUCUCAAGAAGUGGACAUUGCAAAAGGGUGGUGACAGUUGUAAACUGUAAACAUAUGACCCGAUCACAUUUAUGAUCACAGAAUGGAUCCAUCAGAUAUAUAUUGCAUACCACAAGCUUCACGUCACAGACCUGCGAUCCAUUGAUACAGCAGAAAGCAAAGCUUCAUCGACACAACAUCACAGAUUGCAAUUCAUUGAUGUGUUUGAUCCGGGCAUCUCUUGUCAGAAAGUUGAGCGUCAGGCUAAUAGUGUGGCUCAUGUUAGUGCGUUGAGUGGGGAUGUGUUAAGCGACUCUGUGUCGUCCUGCAUGAUGAGCAUUGAGUCUUGAUUGUACUCGUAUUGCCUGUAAGUAAUAUAAUUCCCACUUUAAAAAAAAUUGCAAUUCAUUGAGAACAAAAGGCUUCAUGGAUA